GCACCCUCAGAGGACGCAGCUAUGGAUCUGGAUGGAUUAAGCAACGCAACUAAUGCAGCCGACUCUUACAGCGAGUGGUCGCAAUGGAGCCGCUGCAUCGACUGCCUGCAGCGACGCAUGAAGACGUGCAUCCACAUCAGCUGCCACAAUUCCCGCAUGUACGAAGAACGCGAGUGCCAAAAGAAGCGCUGCAAGCGAAAACGGAAGAAACUGAUCUCAUUCCACGUGCUCCACCUGAACACGAGCAGCAGCUACUUGAAGAAGCAGGCGCCCUCCGAGAUCUGGAGCCGCUGGACCAAGUGGUCGGAGUGUUCGCCAGACUGCCGCACCUACAGGGUACGCAGAUGCAAAAAGCCGGGCAGAUGCAAGAAACAGGUGCAAACCCAGGCAGCCUAUUGCUACCAUGAAAGGACCCGCUGCGAAGAAUGGGUGUUGGGCCAGGUGGAGGCGAAGCAACGGCGCAACUCCUUAGACAGCCGAAAGUACCAGUACACCUACCACAACAACCAGUACAUCACCAGGGAGUCGAAGACAAGGGCCGACAAGUGCGGCGUGACCUUCAGCAAACCGCAGAUGCUCAGAAUCAUCGGGGGGACGGAGGCGGAGAAGUUCAAAUGGCCCUGGCAUGUGGCCAUCCUCAACCAGUUCAAUGAAGUCUUCUGCGGGGGCACUCUGAUCGCGUCCAGGUGGGUGCUGACCGCCAGCCACUGCAUCAGAAAGCAGCUGAGAGUGCGGCUGAACGCCCAUGAUCUGAGAUCGCGCCAUGGCGACGACAUCGAAAUGGGCGUUUACAAGAUGUUCGCCCAUCCCAGGUUCGAAAUGAAAACAGUGGACAACGACAUCGCCCUGCUGAUGCUGCCCCGGCAGGUGCGCGUGCCAGUCGCCUGCCUGCCCAACAAGAAGCCGAAAGCGGGCCAGAUCUGCUCGGUGAUGGGAUGGGGCAAAGUCCAAACCACCGAUCUGUAUGGGGUUCCGGUUCUACAUGAAGCUAAGCUGCCUCUAGUGACGCACAAGACGUGCAAAAGAGCCUACAAAGAGUUCCUGAUUAGUGGCAACAUGAUGUGCGCCGGUUGGAAGUCCGGCAAGGCCGAUACUUGCGCAGGAGACAGUGGCGGAGGCCUAAUGUGCCCCAACCAGAAGCCCAGCAAGCUGGUCUACAGGGUGCUUUACGUUGCAGCGUGCAAGGCAUUACUAGUUUUGGGGACGGCUGUGGCGGCAAGAACAAGUUUGGAAUCUACACAGCCGUCUACAACUACAACGGCUGGAUUCGCUACGUGAUCGACCACUACUCUUAAGCGACUAGUCCUGGGACGAUAAUUCGAGGCGCGCGAUCUCGAGACUGUGAUAUAUUUACCAUACUGCCCAACCUGCAUCUAAUCGUUAGUCUAGUUUAAGCAUAGUUUGUCCCAAGCUAUAUGGCAGUGACGUCAUUAUUAUUAAGCGCCUUUGGCGCACUAGCGCCAUGAACGAUAACUGAAUUGCUAUACAUAAGUGUUGCGUUUUUAUCAACACCCGUAACUAAACUAAAACUGGUAAGUCUUAAUGUAAGAAAGUAGGCCUAGUAUAUUGGAUUUUUUCAUAAAAUAAAGUUAUUUUGCGGUUCCUCUGAAUAUAUGCAACGUGGCCAUGCAUGAAGACGUGGGAGGGACAAUCAGAAUUUUGAUGCGAA
Dendroctonus ponderosae (mountain pine beetle) is the source of this 1669-nucleotide messenger RNA. Its product is annotated as plasminogen. Gene Ontology annotation, molecular function: serine-type endopeptidase activity. NCBI's taxonomy places the organism in Eukaryota, Metazoa, Arthropoda, Insecta, Coleoptera, Curculionidae. The record is from RefSeq and is a predicted model, not a curated record. Gene Ontology annotation, biological process: proteolysis.